AUGAAAUCCCACCCCCAAGCACCGAGGUCCGAAGCCGCAAAACUAGGGACCCAACGGGACCUACACGCAGCGGCGGCUCCUGGGAACCUACGCCCUUGCCGGGCAAAGCUUCGGGACCCCAGGUGGCCCCGCCACGCUCCCGCCCCUCCCGUGUCCCGGUCCCUCACCCCGCGGGAGGGGAAAACAAGCUGCCCUCCACCCCGAACCCCAAGCCAGGAAGCGGCUGACGCGGCUCCGCACUUCACAUUUUGUUCCUUCAACUUCGGCUCAGGAACCCCGAAGGCUUCUCUCGCCCCCGGCCACUCGGCGCAGUCCGGUGCCGCCGAGGCCUUAUCGGCACCUCCAGGCAGCCCCGCCGGGCCUCAGUCCUGCGCCCCCCCUCUCCGGUCUCCCCUUCCGUCCCCUCCCUCCCCAGCCGAGGGCGGGAGCCGAGCCGCCGCCGCCUUUACCUCCUCCUCAUGCGGGCGGAAGGUGCAUCGAGCGCCCGGGCCUCUGUCAGGUGGUUGCGGCGCCGCCGCCCCUCUCCGGGCUGCACACAAAGCGGCUCCGCGGGUCCCGCCGCCGCCGCCGCCCGCCCCGGAGCGGCGCUGGGGCUGGCGGUGCCGAGGAGGAGCAGUCGCCGCGGGGGGAGACGCGGGGCGAAGGAAGAGCAGCCUCGGAGAAGGCUCCUCCGGGAGCGUGUGCGCGUGUGUCCGCCCCGGACCCCGGCUGCCCGCCCGCCAGCACCUCGCGCCGGCCGGGUCCGCCGACCCGGACCCGGACGCCCCUAGCAGCGGCGCGCGCGCGGCCGUCCGUACUCCCGGCAGCCGGCGCCUCUCGCACACACCGCCGGGUCACGCGAGCGGUGCGAGAGCACGCGAGAGCAGGGAGCGCGCCUCGCUCCCGCCCCUUCCUCCGCCGGCCUUGCCUCCGCCUCCCUCGGGCCUCAAGCGGCGGCGCGCGGGGCAAACAGCGCCGCCACCCGGUUGGCGCCAACACCUGCCGCACCGAGCGCCUUCGAGAGGACCGGACCCAAAAGCUGCAGCAUUCACACUUCCUCCUCAAGGAGUCAGGGAGAUUAUUUUGGCAACAAAUAUUGCAGAGACAGGUAUCACUAUUCUAGAUGUUGUAUUUGUAAUUGAUACUGGAAGAACGAAAGAAAAUAAGUAUCAUGAGAGCAGUCAGAUGAGUUCUUUGGUUGAGACAUUUGUCAGCAAAGCCAGUGCUCUGCAGUGCCAGGGGAGAGCUGGGCAGGUCAGAGAUGGCUUCUGUUCCUGCAUAUACACAAGAGAAAGAUUUGAAGGCUUUAUGGACUAUUCUGUCCCUGAAAUCUUGUGCGUGCCUUUGGAGGAAUUAUGUCUUCAUAUUAUGAAAUACAAUCUUGGUUCUCCUGAAGAUUUCCUCUCCAAAGCUUUAGAUCCUCCUCAACUUCAAGUAAUCAGCAAUGCAAUGAAUUUACUCCGAAAAAUUGGAGCUUGUGAACUAAAUGAGCCUAAACUGACUCCACUGGGCCACCACUUUGCAGCUCUGCCUGUGAAUGUUAAGAUUGGCAAGAUGUUUAUUUUUGGCGCCAUUUUUGGCUGCUAGGAUCCAGUGGCAACAUUAGCUGCAGUUAUGUCAGAGAAGUCUCCUUUUACCACACCAAUUGGUCGAAAAGAUGAAGCAGAUCUUGCAAAAUCAGCCUUGGCCAUGGCAGAUUCAGAUCAUUUGACGAUCUACAAUGCAUACUUGGGAUGGAUAAAAGCACGGCAGGAAGGAGGCUAUCGUUCUGAAAUAGCAUAUUGCCAGAAGAACUUUUUAAAUAGAACAUCACUGUUAACCCUAGAGGAUGUAAAGCAGGAGUUAAUCAAGUUGGUUAAAGCAGCAGGAUUUUUAUCAUCUACAACUGCUAAUAGCUUUGAAGGAAACAGAGCCACACAGAAAUUUUCCUUCCAAGAAAUUGCCCUUCUUAAAGCUGCACUUACUGCUGGACUGUAUGACAACGUAGGGAAGACAAUCUAUACAAAAUCAGUUGAUAUUACAGAAAAAUUGGCUUGCAUUGUGGAGACAGCCCAAGGGAAAACACAAAUACAUCCAUCCUCAGUAAAUCGAGAUUUGCAGAUUUAUGGAUGGCUUUUAUACCAGGAGAAGAUACGAUAUGCCCGAGUGUAUUUGAGGGAAACUACCCUAAUAACCCCUUUUCCAGUUUUACCUUUUGGAGGUGAUAUAGAAGUUCAGCACUGGGAACGCCUUAUCUCUGUUGAUGGCUGGAUCUAUUUUCAGGCACCUGUUAAGAUAGCUGUCAUUUUCAAGCAGCUACGAGUUCUCAUUGAUUCUGUUUUAAGAAAAAAACUUGAAAACCCUAAGAUGUUUCUUGAAAAUGACAAGAUUCUCCAGAUCAUUACUGAAUUGGUAAAAACAGAGAAUAAUUAUUGA
This is a messenger RNA of Budorcas taxicolor (takin), 2394 nucleotides long. Its product is annotated as ATP-dependent RNA helicase DHX29-like. NCBI's taxonomy places the organism in Eukaryota, Metazoa, Chordata, Mammalia, Artiodactyla, Bovidae. The record is from RefSeq and is a predicted model, not a curated record. Gene Ontology annotation, molecular function: RNA binding. Gene Ontology annotation, cellular component: intracellular anatomical structure.